AUGUUAACUAACCCUAGAUUUAAAACUAACAACUAAUUUAAAUGUAAAAAUAAUUGUACUUCGAUCUUGUGAACUAUCCUAACCUAACCAUCAUUGAAAUGAUCAUCGCGAGCGAAAUUGUUAUCUACUCUCGCGAGAUCGUCACGAUAACUGCAGUAGAAUUUGCGUAGGAAACAAAAUACGAAAAUUUCUGAGCCUGUAGUGGUCAGCAGUAGAAGUCGCGAUAGGUUCCGAUCAGAGCAACAAAACCCCCUAGAAUCAGAUCCCAAUAAACCACGGUCAAAGCAACUUCGCGUCGCGUUUAUCCCCCCAAAAGUUGUGAUUUUUAAUAGUUGUGCGAAAUAAAAACCGUUCCCAAUUACAAUCCGUUUUUCGUACAAGAUCCGAAUUCGAUUCCGUCGCGGACUGCGUGCAGAAGUGACCGAGCUGAGCAGGUGAUUCUGCUGUGUGUUGCUGGCCGAAAAGUUGGCAUUGGCUCACUUGAUUUCGCAAGUGGCCAAGCCGUGAAGAGUUGUGUUGAUCUGCUAAGAGCAGAAGUAGCUGGGAAAGGUGUUCUGGCAAGUGUUGGGAGUGUGGGCGAGUGUUGGGAGAUUUGACGAGUGUUUGGGUUUGUGCGUUCAGUUGGGCUUGAUUGCGCAAGCACCUGAAGCUGAUUGGAGUUCGGCAAGGUUCUGUUGCCGUCUGUGCGUGUGUGAGGUGCUCGGGGAACCUACCUCGACGUGCGUGGCUACCUGUGGAGCGUCUGAACCGGUCACGUAAGUGCGUGCGAGCUGCGUUUUUUGGGCCACUCUACGAGUGGGUGUUAAUUCCUCCCAUCGAACCAUCCGGGACCGAGCCCGGCCCCAUCAUCUGGUCCUUCGAGCCGGAUGGGAGGUCGCCCCGACCAGGAGGUGCGGUGAGUACGCCAUUUUUGAGGAUUGCUGCACAAAGGUGCAUUGUUGGCUCCAACUAAGCCAUUUUGUUGGAGAGCGUGGUUCUUGCUAAGAACAAUUAAGCGCGCGCGAAAAUUGGCCUAAUUGUACUCGCGUUUGCGGUGUGCCCCAAGCGAGAUUUUUGGAAAUUUGGAAUUCCGGCAGAAAUUGGCCAACCUGGGAGCAAACUUUUGGAAGUUUUGCGUGCAUGCUACAUUGGUUGUGGGUGGCAAGUCAAUCGCGUUAGGGUGGUACGAUCGCGUCGGUAGUACCUGCCCCGGUCGAACCUGCGUCGCGUAACUCAGUACGAGCGCGACGGGAAAAUCCGUAUCCGAUACUCCGUGCUGUUUCCGUUUUCCGCGUUUUGUCUUUGGUGGUAGCGAAGUCCAGUGGUGAGUGAGAGUGUGCAUUAUGGCUGCGGCGAAGCAACGGUUGUCCGAUUGCUUGGUCAGGCGGCAAGGUAUCGAGACCAUGCGCAACCAGGUGGAAAAGUUCAUCGCGAAGUUCAACGCUGAGACGGACACGUGCCAGAUUCCUGUCCGUUUGGAGAGUUUGGAUCGAGCGUACCGCGAGUUCCUCGAAGUCCAAGCCGAGCUCGAACGUACCGAUAAAUCCGAGUAUUUGGAAACUCAUUUGACGGAACGAGCUGACUUCGAGACGAGAUACUGUGAAGCCAAGGGAUUUUUGCUGUCGAAGCGGACCGAAGAGCAGAACCUGACCGCAAUGAACAGCACCAUGAACACCAGCCAGCCUACCCAUCCAGUAUCCUUCCACCUACGCCUACCCAAGAUCGACCUGCCGAAAUUUGAUGGAGAUUUCUCUCGUUGGUUAUCCUUCCGUGAUGCGUUUACGUCGAUGGUGCAUUCGAAUCCGGACAUCCCAACAGUGGCGAAGCUGCAGUACUUGUUGAACUCACUCGUGGAUAAGGCAGCACUGCAGUUCGAGAACGUGGAGAUAGAGGCAGACAAGUAUGCGCCAACGUGGGACGAACUGCUGAAGCGCUACGACAACAAGCGGUUCCUGAAGCGUAAACUGUUCCACGCCCUGUACGAUCUGCCUUCGCUGAAGCGCGAAUCCGCUAGUGACCUGCGUACGCUCGUGGACGAUUUUCACCGGCAUGUGAAGGCGUUAGAAAAGCUGAAAGAGCCAGUCGCACACUGGGACACACCUCUUGUCAGCAUCCUGUGCUACAAGCUGGACUCCAGAUCGCUGCGUGCUUGGGAGGAGCACACUAGCAAAGACGAAGUUGUAACGUACGCAAUGCUGACCGACUUCCUGUACCAACGGUUGAGAAUGCUUGAGUCCGUCCGUGAGACCUCAGAGCAGCAGCAGCCGUCCAAGGUGGCCGGUACCAAUCCCCAUCCGUUCCAGAAGAAGCCGUUCAAGGUCGUAUCCAACGCUGUCGCAUCUAGGACGUACAGCAACAAUCCACAGUGUCUGGCUUGCUCGGAAUCCCAUCGUUUGUUUGAAUGCCCAAUGUUUGCCAAGAAGUCCAUCCAACAACGCCAAGAUUUGGUGUACCAGAAGCGCCUUUGCUGGAACUGCUUCCGAUCUGGACACCAAUCUCGGAAUUGCUUGUCGAGAUUUACGUGCCAGGUCUGCCACGAGAAGCACCACACCCUGUUGCACCGAGAUGCACCCCCGAAGAUGUCGUCAACCCAAGCCGCGCCGAAGAAGCCAUCCCAGCAACCGAUCCAAUCCACGUCGACGUCGGUGGAUCCCACACCUAGUACGUCGAACCCAGAAUCCCAAGUUAGCUUGUCGGUCCAGUCGCACCGAAGCACAGUACUCCUGGAGACGGUUGCUCUUGAAAUUCUUGGCCAGAACGGAAAGAAGUAUCCUGCUAGAGCCCUGCUCGAUUCGGCGUCCAUGUGCAACUUCAUCACGAAGAAGCUUGCGAACACCCUGAACCUCCGUCGAAAGAAGGUCGACAUCGAUGUAGCAGGUAUCGGAGAAUCCACGAAGCAGAUCAAGUGCCAGCUGACUGCAACCAUCCAAUCCAAGUACACUCCGUACGCUGCUAAGCUCGAGUUCCUUAUCCUGAAGAGACCGACGAUCAACCUGCCAACCAUCCCAGUCGACGUAUCCCAGUGGAAGCUACCUGAAGUUUCGUUGGCAGACCCCAAGUUCAACGUUCCGUCCGAUAUUGACAUCGUUAUCGGCGGAGAAUCCUACCACGAGCUGCACACUGGCAGCAAGCAGACCCUCGACGAGGGCCUCCCGUUGAUGAUCGAGACAGUGUUUGGGUGGACCGUAUCCGGAAAAGUGUGUAUCCCAUCCCCAAGUAUCCCACGUGUUUGCCACCUCACCACUGUUGAUCGAAGCCUGGAACAAGCGCUCCAGAAGUUCUGGGAACUGGAAGCUGUCGAACCCUGUUCAGUGCUAACCACAGAAGAAACCCACUGUGAAGAAAUCUAUUCCGCUACCACCACGCGCGAUUCGUCGGGUCGUUAUAUCGUUCGCUUGCCACUCACCCGCGAUCCGCUCGUCACCCUCGGCGCAUCCAGAACAAUCGCCGAACGUCGUUUCCUGAGCCUAGAGAAGAGACUGGAGCGUGAUCCCACCACUCGUGAAGCGUACUGUAAGUUCAUGGACGAGUACGAACGCCUCAACCACAUGCACAAAGUCGACGAUCCCGUGGACGACAGCAUUCCGCACUGCUAUCUUCCACACCACCCGGUAUUCAAAGCCUCGAGUACCACAACCAAAGUCCGUGUAGUUUUCGACGCGUCGUGCAAGACGGCGUCGGGAUUCUCCGUGAACGACCUGCAACUGGUGGGACCAGUCGUUCAGGAAGAUUUGCUGUCGAUCGUCAUGCGUUUCCGGACCUACCCAAUCGCGCUAGUAGCAGACUGUGAGAAAAUGUACCGCCAAGUUUUGCUACAUCCGGAAGACCGUCCGUACCAACGCAUCCUCUGGCGUCCCACUCCAACCCAACCGCUUGCGACGUACGAGCUGAACACCGUAACGUACGGUUUCGCAUCCUCGCCAUUCUUGGCAACCCGCACCCUCCUCGAGAUAGCCAAAGACGAAGCCAAGAACUACCCAGAAGCAGUCGAAGCAGUGAAGCAGGAUUUCUAUGUGGAUGAUUUCCUGUCUGGCGCUGAUGACCUCCCAUCCGCAACCCGAAUCCGGAAGCAAGUAUCCGCCAUGCUGUUAGCAGCCGGUUUCCCGCUGAAGAAGUGGGCAUCCAACGUUCCAGAGGCGCUAGCUGAUGUUCCGGAAGAAGAUCUUGCCAUCGUUCCGCUCCGUGACCUGAAGGACGACCAAUCCGUGUCUGUGCUCGGACUUGUUUGGGAUCCAGUUUCCGACACACUCCGUUUCAAGGUGGAAUUUCCGCUACCCGCAGCUGUACUCACGAAGCGGAUCGUGAUGUCGUACAUCGCCAAGAUUUUCGAUCCAGCUGGCUUCAAUGGUCCAGUUAUCGUAGUAUCCAAGCUGUACAUGCAGGGUCUGUGGACUUUGCGCACCAAGGAGAAGCACCGCUACGAAUGGGACCGCCCUCUCCCCUCGCAGCUGCAAGCUGAAUGGAAAGCGUACCACAGUACGCUUGAAGAGUUGUCGAAAGUCCGGAUUCCAAGAUGUGUGUACCUGCCAACCGCCAUGUCCGUCGAGCUGCACUUCUACUCUGAUGCGUCGGAGAAAGCCUACGGAGCCAACUGUUACGUGCGCUGUGAGACGGUCAAAGGUAUCCAAGUGAGACUGUUGGCGUCGAGAUCCAAGGUCGCUCCGCUGUCCAAGCUCCAAUCCAUCGCCGAUCUUGAGUUGUGUGGAGCUGAACUGUCCGUGAAGCUGUACAAGAAGGUGGUGAAAGCCAUCAAGAAGCCGGUAGAAGUGUUCUUCCAUACAGACUCGAUGAUCGUACUGCAGUGGUUGCAGUCCCCACCAGCCCGUUGGAAGACAUUUGUGGCGAACCGAGUAGCACGGAUCCAAGCCGAAACCGACGUGAGACGCUGGCGACAUGUUCCCGGAAUCUGUAACCCAGCCGACGUCCUUUCCCGUGGCCUGAGCCCCAUCGAGCUUGUCAACUGUUUGCUGUGGUGGUUUGGCCCGGAGUACCUGUCCAAGUCCCGUGAACACUGGCCACGCUCUGUGAUUCCUGAUGUCGAUCCUGCUACUCUACCUGGAGCAAGAAGCAAGGCCGCCGUGAUGCUGAUCACCGCUGCCGAUCCGAAGUUCUCCGAUGAGCUGUUCAGCCGUUUUUCCGAGUAUUUCCACCUACGUCGUGCUGUCGCUUACUGGAGAAGAUACUUCCGUAUCCUGAAAGCUGUAUCCAACAAGGAGAAGCCAGAGCGUCCCGAAAUUCUCACUGCCGCCGAGCUGCGUGACGCUGAGAUCGCUCUGUGCCGUGUAGCCCAGCGAGACAUGUUUGCAGAAGAUGCUGCCGACCUGGUCUCCAAGGAACGAGUAUCACCGUCGUCGCCGCUGAAGUGGCUCAACCCGAUCCUGCACGGUGACGGACUCAUUCGAGUCGGCGGAAGACUCAGCAAUGCUGCAGUUCCUGAUGAAGUAAAGCACCCGAUCGUGCUGUUGGCGAAGCAUCCGCUUUCCAUCCUGUUGGCGAAAUCGUACCACGUUGAUUUGUUGCACGCUGGCCCCCAGCUGAUGCUCGCUACGAUUCGCCAGAAGUUCUGGAUCAUCGGUGGCCGGAAUCUGGUCCGCCAAACCUACCAUCUCUGCAAAGAAUGUUUCCAGAACAAGCCAACCUUAGUGAAGCAGAGCAUCGCCGAUUUGCCAACCUCACGUGUCACCCCUACCAGACCGUUUGCUGUAAGCGGUGUAGAUUAUUGUGGACCUUUCUACAUCAAGUCGCCCAUCCGAAACCGAGCUCCAACCAAAGCGUAUGUCGCUAUUUUCGUGUGUUUCGCAACACGUGCUGUGCACAUUGAACUAGUGUCGGACCUAUCCACCCAAGCUUUUCUGUCCGCACUUCGUCGUUUUGUCGCACGCCGUGGAAGACCGAAGGAGAUCCACAGCGACAACGGAACAGCGUUCAAGGGCGCAUCCAACGAGCUCCGCAAGGUCUACAGCAUGCUGAAAACCGAUCAAGAAAGCCGGAAGUCGAUUCUCGAUUACUGCGCUGCAAACGAGAUAACCUGGAAUUUCAUCCCACCGCGUGCUCCACACUUUGGCGGACUGUGGGAAGCAGCCGUCAAGUCAGCGAAGCACCACCUGUUACGUGAGAUCGGCAACACCAACGUGAGUUACGAGGACAUGAGCACUCUACUAACCCAGAUCGAGAUGUGCUUGAACUCCCGACCCCUCGUGCCAAUCCCAAGCGAUCCCUCGGACCUAGAGGUCCUGACACCAGGCCACUUCCUGGUCGGCACGAACCUGCAAGCUGUUGAAGAACUUAACCUGGCCGAUGUUCCGGACAAUCGUUUGUCGCACUGGGAGCUGACACAGAAGCGUUUCCAGAGAAUCUGGUCGAGAUGGUAUCCUGAGUAUCUGCAACAGCUCCAGUCGCGCGCAGUCAAGGGCUGCAAGAAUCCCGUCACGAUCGUACCAGGACGAGUUGUGCUGAUCAAAGACGACAACCUGCCACCGACGCAGUGGCCGCUAGGCCGAAUCACCCACGUCCAUCCCGGCAAAGACGGCGUUGUACGCGUCGUCACCCUUAAAACAGCAUCGUCAGAAGCCGUCGUCAGGCCGGUCGCCAAGAUCGCACUCCUGCCAGUUCCGGCCGAGUCGGAGCAGCAGCUUGAUCCAGCUUGCAGUAACUGAACCCGGUAGAGCACGCCAAAAUUUGCUCGAUGUCUUCGUGGGAAUCUCGCAGGUAAUUGCGGUUCCAAUCCCCUAUUUUGUGUCGUUCGAUCUACCGGGUCUUUUCCACUCCCAGAUGCCUAAGCCGAAGAAGAAGAAGUACGUCGUUUGUCAUCGUUUUGCUGUUUGUCGACAUCCGCCGUGUAAGCCGUUCAUCCGACCCUGGUAGAGCACGCCGAAAUUUGCUCGAUGCCUUCGUGGGAAUCUCGCAGAUGUCGAAGAAGAUGGUGCCCAGCGAGUCAACGAUCCAGUUCGUCGCAGUUUUUUGACCCUGGUAGAGCACGCCGAAAUUGCUCGAUGCCUUCGUGGGAAUCUCGCAGGUAAUUGCGGUUCCAAUCCUUUACUUUUUCGCGUCCGAUCUACCGGGUCUUUUUCUCUGCCAGAUGUUGACGAAAUUGGAUUUCUGGCACCACUUCUUCACCACCCCCAAACUGCAUUCGUGACUCCGCCUCACCACCCACAUCGAGCCGAGAAGUCACAUGGCCUGUCAGCGGACAUGCCAGAUGCAGCCGAAGAGUCACGUGCUGGCUCACCCGAAGUUUCCCGAUCGCCAGCCGAGCCGAGUCGAGUCCGAUCAAGGUCGGCGAAGGAGCGAUGGAGAAGCAUGGUUGUAUGAUUGUGAAGAGAGUGUUUUUGAUGUUUGAUUGUGAAGAGAGGAGUGAUUGAUUUUUUGUGUUAGUUUUAGAAUUAGUUUUGUACAUAUUGUAAAUAGUGUGUUGAAAUAGCCGAGCCAUUUCAAGGUGGCCGGAAUGUAUAAUAUGUUAACUAACCCUAGAUUUAAAACUAACAACUAAUUUAAAUGUAAAAAUAAUUGUACUUCGAUCUUGUGAACUAUCCUAACCUAACCAUCAUUGAAAUGAUCAUCGCGAGCGAAAUUGUUAUCUACUCUCGCGAGAUCGUCACGAUAACUGCAGUAGAAUUUGCGUAGGAAACAAAAUACGAAAAUUUCUGAGCCUGUAGUGGUCAGCAGUAGAAGUCGCGAUAGGUUCCGAUCAGAGCAACAAAACCCCCUAGAAUCAGAUCCCAAUAAACCACGGUCAAAGCAACUUCGCGUCGCGUUUAUCCCCCCAAAAGUUGUGAUUUUUAAUAGUUGUGCGAAAUAAAAACCGUUCCCAAUUACAAUCCGUUUUUCGUACAAGAUCCGAAUUCGAUUCCGUCGCGGACUGCGUGCAGAAGUGACCGAGCUGAGCAGGUGAUUCUGCUGUGUGUUGCUGGCCGAAAAGUUGGCAUUGGCUCACUUGAUUUCGCAAGUGGCCAAGCCGUGAAGAGUUGUGUUGAUCUGCUAAGAGCAGAAGUAGCUGGGAAAGGUGUUCUGGCAAGUGUUGGGAGUGUGGGCGAGUGUUGGGAGAUUUGACGAGUGUUUGGGUUUGUGCGUUCAGUUGGGCUUGAUUGCGCAAGCACCUGAAGCUGAUUGGAGUUCGGCAAGGUUCUGUUGCCGUCUGUGCGUGUGUGAGGUGCUCGGGGAACCUACCUCGACGUGCGUGGCUACCUGUGGAGCGUCUGAACCGGUCACGUAAGUGCGUGCGAGCUGCGUUUUUUGGGCCACUCUACGAGUGGGUGUUAAUUCCUCCCAUCGAACCAUCCGGGACCGAGCCCGGCCC
Molecule: messenger RNA, 8275 nt
Organism: Culex pipiens pallens (northern house mosquito)
Lineage: Eukaryota; Metazoa; Arthropoda; Insecta; Diptera; Culicidae
Exons: 2
Coding region: 1323-6635 (1770 amino acids)
Biological process (GO): DNA integration
Molecular function (GO): nucleic acid binding; zinc ion binding
Source: RefSeq, a predicted model, not a curated record